Molecule: messenger RNA, 2483 nt
Organism: Branchiostoma belcheri (Belcher's lancelet)
Lineage: Eukaryota; Metazoa; Chordata; Leptocardii; Amphioxiformes; Branchiostomatidae
Product: leucine-rich repeat protein SHOC-2-like
Exons: 7
Coding region: 111-2024 (637 amino acids)
Biological process (GO): signal transduction
Molecular function (GO): protein binding
Source: RefSeq, a predicted model, not a curated record
ACUACACUAAAUCUCAAUCCGUAGUCUUUCAGACGGCGACAGUGUGCAAGGCGCAACGAGCCUUGCCACUUCAACUGUGGAGUGUUGUUCGGAACUGUCUGGGUAGAGGUAUGACUAUGAACGUCUUACGUCCCCAACGUCUGCGUGUGGACGGGCAGGAGAUCUCUUUACCCCGCCAGAGUCCGCCGACUAGCCCGUUGGGACGCCAGACCAGUCGUGAUGAAUGUUCGUCCUCGCCCGACGACCCACAGGACGCGCCUGAAGCCGAGCAGGGAGAAUCACCGUUAUCACAUGUUCCAGACGACACGGAGGAACCGACUGAACCAGUUAUAGUCGACUAUAGGGCAGAACUUUACAAAGAUCCAGACAAUGGCUACUUGACUCUUGACCUCAGCAACAAAAAACUCGAGACGAUCCCUCCAGAAGUCUUUGAAAUCAAGGAAAUCGAGGGACUGCUCCUCCAAGACAAUGAUCUUGAAUCGUUGCCAAGUGAAAUAGGAACACUGCCAAACCUUAGAUACUUGAAUCUUUCGAACAACUCCAGACUUGAAGGCCUACCGGACGAAGUUGGUAACUUACGAAAGUUGGCGCACAUAAGUCUCAUUCACUGCAGUCUUCCGCAGAUUCCGCCAGUCUUGUUGACUUUGACUGGACUGGACAUACUGGACCUCGACAGAAACAAGUUACAGUCCAUUCCCGACGAGAUUUCUAACUUACAAGUUUUAAGAGAACUUUGGUUGACGGGUAAUCAACUGGAGACGUUACCUGACUCCAUCGGUCUGCUGAUGAACCUACAGAAACUAGGUCUCUCCAGGAACAGACUCACGUCACUUCCGGAUGAGCUCGGGAAUCUGCUGUUCCUCCGGGAGCUGUGGCUGAGAGAUAACAAGUUGAUGACCCUGCCUGCGUCAAUAGGAGAGAUGGUCAACUUGCUGAGGCUGAACCUGGAGGAAAACAGGCUGACCUACCUGCCGGAGGAGAUGGGGAAGAUGGAGAGUCUCCUCGUGCUGAGGUUGGAAGGAAACAACUUGAGGAGUAUCCCAGCACAGAUCGGUCAGUUGAGCAAUCUCGAAGAAUUGGGACUGUCGGAAAACAAGUUGGUCAAGUUACCGGACGACGUCUGCAAUCUUGAGAAUCUAAAAGAGCUAGCGGUGGGGAAGAACAGGAUUGAGGAGUUCCCGGAAGGACUAAGUAGACUGUCCAACCUAGAAACCCUGUUCGCCAACCAGAACCGCCUCGCGUACCUACCGAGAGACAUCGGCAAACUCCGUCAUCUCCGUGAACUCAGCAUCGCCUCUAACGAGUUUGAAGACUUCCCGGAGGAGGUCCUAGACCUGACGUCACUAGAGAAACUUUACAUGGGCCAAUGGGGAGGAGGGGAGAGGUUCACUGAGAUUCCGGAGGAGAUCGGGUCGUUGGUGAAGUUGAGAGUCCUGGGUCUGGACAGCAACGCUUUCCGGAACAUUCCGGACAGCAUCGAAAAUCUUCGUCACCUGAGGGAACUGUACCUAGAUCACAACAAACUGGAAGCUCUUCCAGACGGCAUCAGCUUUCUUAGGAACUUGAGGGAAAUUGACGUUGGAACGAACCGGCUGAAGCGACUCCCGACAUGUCUAGACCGGCUCACACGUCUGAAGAAGUUCAACGUCGAGAAGAACCCACAGUUGGUCUACCCCCCGCAAGACGUCUGCAAGCAGGGCAUCAAGGCCAUCUUCUGUUUCUUAGAGGAGGAUAGGAAGAAGAGGGAAGCAGAAGAAAUGCCAAGAGUCUUUAACCGGCUGUCACUAAGAGUGGGGGCGCACCAGUGGAGACCCAUCGCUCGGGAACUGGGGCUAUCCGAGGCAAACAUAGGGGCAAUAAAGGACAAAGCCAAAGAAGGAGACACAGCUGAACUGGCUUUCCAGGCCUUCAUGCGUUGGCGGGGAAAGAACCCCAGCCGCAACGACAAGGCUACCCUCAGCAAACAUCUACAGGCUCUGGGAAUGGGCAACCUGGUUACAUGCUUAAAAGAGAUGGACAUUUGAUGUGCAACCUCAAGUGCACCAAUACUGAGGAAACUGUCUCUGCUCAAUGUUUAUGAUGUCAGAUGACCUUUUCAUGAUACAUUGUACAUGUACCACUACUUUAUAGUCAUUGUUAACAGAGCCAGUGCUUUUGCAGAUGUUAUUUUACUUUGUCUGUGUGAGGAGAGGGCCUAGAUGUACAUUACUACUUUUUGGCCAAUCCUCAAAAAAUAAUUGUAAAUAAGAUAAAUGAAUUAAAGCCAGGGGAUAAUGCAAAUGUCAUUGAAUGGAAUGAUCAACAGGAACUGAUGCAUCUUUCCAGGACAUACAUACAUGUAUAGUGUAAAGAGCUACAUGUUGGGAGAGCUAUAGGACUGGAACUUCCUCACCUCUGAAACAUCUGUACUUACAGUCUAGUGUUUUGAAUACAUGAGAGGUAUGCUGCAAUGUAGUCUGCACCAUAGCCUAAGAUAUGUUUAU